Scophthalmus maximus (turbot) is the source of this 1283-nucleotide messenger RNA. Its product is annotated as retinal cone rhodopsin-sensitive cGMP 3',5'-cyclic phosphodiesterase subunit gamma-like. Gene Ontology annotation, cellular component: photoreceptor outer segment membrane. The record is from RefSeq and is a predicted model, not a curated record. The coding region runs from base 168 to 428 and encodes 86 amino acids. NCBI's taxonomy places the organism in Eukaryota, Metazoa, Chordata, Actinopteri, Pleuronectiformes, Scophthalmidae. The transcript is spliced from 3 exons. Gene Ontology annotation, biological process: positive regulation of G protein-coupled receptor signaling pathway; visual perception; positive regulation of epidermal growth factor receptor signaling pathway. Gene Ontology annotation, molecular function: 3',5'-cyclic-nucleotide phosphodiesterase activity; cGMP binding.
CCAUGUGACUGGAAAGAGCAGGUCGUGGGGAUUAAAGAUGAACGUAUAAAAGCGCGGCGGAGGACGACGCAUGUUCACAAACUCGAGGAGAACACAGAAGCUGCUGUGACGCAGAGAUCGGCGGUGGCCCCUCGGGAUAUCUGUGACAACAGUGACCCUCAGCAGAAAUGAACGCCAGUCCCCCUGCAGGAAGCGCCCUGGCCCCCAGCAGCGGAGCGGGCCCCACGACACCCAAGAAGGGACCACCCAAGUUCAAGCAGAGGCAGGCUCGCACGUUCAAGAGCAAGGCCCCCAAGCCAGGCCAGAAGGGCUUCGGUGACGACAUCCCCGGCAUGGAGGGUCUGGGCACAGACAUCACAGUGGUGUGCCCAUGGGAGGCCUUCGGCGACAUGGAGCUCAGCGACUUGGCCAAAUAUGGAAUCAUCUAAACCUGCUGCCUCCUGCCCCCCUCGCUCGUCUGCACCCCCCCUCCGUCUCGCCCCAGUCGCCCUUUCCCCCUCGGCCGGACACGUCGUGAUAAGACUGCCGGUGUGCCCCCUAACGCCCUCUCGUCUAUCUACCUCAUGCUUUACUCCACUGAGUGGAUGGGAAGUAUUAUAAUGCUCUUAUUUUUAUAUAAUUAUAAUUGUUAUGAUCAUUAUUAUCAUAUGAUACUGUACACAGUAUAUAUUAUAUAUAUACUUGAAAUGAGAAGACGAGAAAAACAAACCCCACGUACCUUAAUCCCUCCCCCUUCGUCCAUUUACACUUGUUUUCUCCUGACCUUUGGUCCACCCCCCCCCCCCCCCCCACCCCGACCCCCGACCCCCGACCCAUGGCAGUGGACGCAAGCAAAAUACCCGAGUCCAAACUAGCUGGCAUUUGCUUCUAGCUGUCUAUCAAAAUGUAAAUAUUUCUGCUCCGAGUGUCGAACCUUUUUACCUUGUCGUCCAUCUCACCGUUUGUACGGCCCUUCCUCUUUUUUUGUUUUGCGUUGUAUUUUCUACUCCCUGUGCACGAGCUCGCUGCAAACACCAAGGGACGCGAGGAGUCGCUGCGACAUGCUGCCAUGGUGCUAAAAAAAACACCAUGUGCUUCCACAUGGUCACGGAGGAGGAACUCCCCUUCAUCCCACUCUCCAUCUCCCCCUCCCCUUGCUGCAGUAACACAGGAAAUGUAGUGUGAAUUGCUAUUGAUUGGUCCUGAUAGCUGCUGUAAAGUGUGUCCAUUUUUUUAGUAAUCAUGCUGUCCCUGUUUUUUUUCUUUUCUUUUUCUGAAACUCCGAAUAAAUUUGAUAAAACAUG